Molecule: messenger RNA, 2586 nt
Organism: Stylonychia lemnae
Lineage: Eukaryota; Ciliophora; Spirotrichea; Sporadotrichida; Oxytrichidae
Source: the annotation of a GenBank genome assembly
AUGACUCAGAGCACUAUGAUAAUAGAACCUGUUCAAAUUCUCGCUCAUUUCCUAGACAAAUAAACUUUAGUAAAUGGGAGACUCCAAUCUUAGAAAAAGUAUUGCAGAAUUGAUGAUGGCCCAUAUUGCUUCAAUUCUGAUGCAAAUUCAUAUCAAAGUGGCUCAAUAGAAGAUAGUCUUGAUUAUCAAGACAUUUACCUAGAGACUCUAAGUGAUAUUGAGCAAUCGACCAAGAUAAUUAAGGAAAAGUCAGUUGAUUCCAAAUAUCUAAAAGGAAUUUUGCUCGAAGGUGAAUUCUAUAAUCUGGUUCUCACUUUCAAGGUUUACUCCAAUGUUACCAACCAGACUACUGAGGGCACUCUUGUUGAUAAGUUCUUGCAAGCGGAAUUCGGUCCCAACAAGUAUAUAUAUAUUUAGUUUGUCACUCCAGCUUUUCUCACUUCAAAAUUCGAUGAAGAAUUAGUACGUGUCGAGAAUUUAGCUAAUAAGCUCGAGGAGGAUGACACAUUCUAUCCAGAUGAGACAUUCGCUUAUAAUCUUUAGAAUCAGGUUGUCAUGAGAUUCAAAAAUCCAGUUUAACUUAGAUUUUUGUAUUUGAAGUAGCAUAGGCAGCCAGCUUUCUUUUAGAAGAAAACCUAUGGUGAGUACGUGAUUUAGGCUUCAUAUAAAGGGUAGCCUGUUGUAUAGCAGCAUAUAGGACUGUUUAAUACAAUGUGGAAGAAGUUCGUCCCAAUGGAUUAAAUAGUCAUAGAUGAACUUAUCAUUCCAGCUGGAGUUGAUUUCGAUAGCGUUUCUCUAGCAGUGGAUAAUGUUCAGAAUUAUUACAUAGCCUAAUAGUAGAUAAGAAAAAAGCCAACUUUAUUCAUGGAGAAGUUAUACUUUACUAAGGAAUUUGAAGAGGAGUAAAAGAUCUAGUAGUAACAGAUAAUUGAGCAGCAGAAUAAGCUUCUUUAAGAUUAGAAGGAACAGAUUGAAAAGUAGGCUUUUGGAAAUCAGGUUAAUGAUAAAAAUUUCGCAAAAAAAACAAAUACUCAAAGUUAGUCGUCGACUGAUGAUCUUAGACAAACAUCUCAAGCAAAUCAAAAACUCCCUGACUACUCUACUAAAGAUAUGGACUAUUUUGCGUAUGCAGAUAAAAUGGCAGAUGAUCUGAUUAAAACAUUUGAACUUAUUGGCAUUAAGUUAGAUAGAAACCUAUUCAAAAAAUUCAUAGCUGUAGAUAAGUAAAUGUAUUAAGCAUUAAAAGAUAAAGACAAAAAGAGGUAUGAUGAGUUGUAGGUGAAAAUGAAGAAAGCUUUCUUUGAACUUAUGAUGGUUGGCUUGAGUGAAAAAGAGAAAAAGAAAUAAAAGGAAUAGUUUGAGCAACUCACAGACAGUGUAGUAGCUAAGGUUGUUAUAACUCAUCACUAGUAACUUUAAAGGGAAUUAGCAGCAGGAAAGACCAAAGCUGAUGGUAAGUCUCUGACUAAGGGUAAAGAUGACACAAAUUCAUAUAUAGCUUUAGACGAUAAAGAGCAUAAGAUACUUCCAGCAUAGCAAAAAGAACUGGAUUAAAUCCUUUAGAAAUAUAUAAGUGCAAUAAGGCUCUUUGAAACUGGAAAGCAAGCUGAUUAGAGAAAUCUUUAUCAAUCCAAAUAUACUAGAUUCUAUGCUGAUACUUAUGAUGAAAAGAAAAUGAGCUUUCAACAAAAAUAGAAGCUGAAUGAUGAGUUGAACAUGCAAGCUAAGCAUAUCCUGGACUAAACUGAAGUAAAGAUAUUAAGUGAAGAAUCAGAAAAGAUUAAAACUAAAUCUGAUACAUAACUGAAAAGUAGCAAAAAACAGCAAGAAAAAGAAAAAUUAGAGACAUAAAAAUAAGAGAGUAGCAAAGAUAAAGUUGCUGCUGAAAAAGGCAAUAAACAAAAAUUGGAGAAGCCAGCAUCAGAUGUACCAGCAAAAGAUAAACUAAUAAAAGAUAAACCAGCGUAAGAAAAAUCAAUAUAAGGUAAAUAAGUUUAAGAUAAACCAGUUCAAGAUAAACCAAAGUAAGUGGAAUAAAAGAAGCAAGAUUUAAAGUAAGAGUCUAAGUUGAAAACUGAGAGUAAAAAAGUAGAAUCAAGUAAAGAUUAGAAAAAGAACUUAGCAAGUGAAACUAAUCAUAAAACUAAAACCCAAGAUAAAAAUAAAGCUGAAGCUGAAGAAAGUGAAGUAAACGCAUACUGGUAAUAUCUUAAGGAAUUAUUAGGUCUCUAAGACCAUGAGUACGAAUAAUUCAAGGGUAGACUGACAAAACUUGAAUAACUCGCUGAGGAAUAUAUGUAAGCUCAUGAAAAUAACGAUGAGAAAAAAAUAAAGAAAGUCAAAAAGUAAUAUAAGAAAGAAUUAACUUAAUUUGCUUCUCUUGUCGAGGAUUUCUAGAAUUUGAGUCCAUUGGAAUAAUAAUUGCUCGAAAAUACUUUUGAUGAAUUGAGUGAGCAGCUUUUAGAUUUAAUGGUUAACCCAGAGCUAUUAGACUAAUUGGAGCUAGAAGAUGCUGAUGAGAAUGAAUUAGAAAAAUGGGAGCAGUACUUAAGAGAUCAUGGGCUAGAUGAUGAUAUGGAAGAUUGA